AUGCCGCUGAUGGAGGAUCGCUCGCCGGCCCAAGUGUCUGCGCUAGACGGAUGUGCCGCCGACCAGCAGUCUGGGAUGUCGGAGAACGGGUCGGGUGUCUCCAGACGGCGCGGGUCGCCGUCAGACAGCCCGGGAGUCGGCGAGCGGGGCGUGGAUACGCCCGCUGCGGCUGCCGAAGCCGGCCCGGCCGGCUCCGCGCCUGACCAGGCGGCCGACGUUACCGGCGCCCAGUGCAAGCGGCACGAGCGGCCCAUCUGCGCUGCGCUCGUGUGCCAGCGGUCGCUGUCGUUGGGCGAGGAGGCGAGCGAGUUCGUCAGCGCCGCGGAGGACCUGGCGUUCGCCACCGUGGUGCCGUCGUCGGAUGAGGUGGCGGCGGCACCUAAGGAGCAGCGCUCGGAAGCAACUGCCUCGCCAGCUAAGGAACAGCGCUCGGAAGCAACUGCCUCGCCAGCUAAGGAACAGCGCUUGGAAGCAACUGCCUCGCCAGCUAAGGAACAGCGCUCGGAAGCAACUGCCUCGCCAGCUAAGGAACAGCGCUCGGAGCCAACUGCUUCGUCGUCGGGAGAGCGACGCUCGGAGCCGGGUGUGCUGUCCGACCCGGCGUCGGCGCUCGCACAGGACAGCGACGCCGGGGACUCCCCGAAGCCGGAGCGGAACGGCAUGACAGCCACGCGCACCAUCUGGGUGGUGGGCUCUGGGGAACACCUCCCGGUCGGCGACGCAGGCGACACGGACGACGAAGGCGCGCCGGCCGCCUCCUGGGGCACUGUCAGCAGCACGUUCCGCGCCAUCCGCGUGUUCAAGCGUGGCGUGAGCAAGCGCCUGCGCCGGCCGUCGUCGCCCGACCGCCAGGCGUCACGCUCGAGCCUGCGACGGCAGCGCGAGUCGCACCAGGCGGCCGGUCAGGGCGGCGGCGCCGGAGCCAGCGGCGUGGAUGCCACCAUGCUGGAGGCGGCAGGGGGGCCCGUGCGGCCCGCCGUGCGCGCCGCCUCGUUCCUGGCAGACUGCGGUGCGUACGCGACGCCGACCAAAGCCGCCACUCACACGGCCCAGACUGCCGAGCAGCAGCUCAAGGACAAGAAGGACAUGCAGAUGAAGGAGGACUUGCGCACGGGAUGCUGGCCGCUAGACCACCCGGUGCGCCUGCACCUGUGGCAGGGCAUCUGCGAGUAUCAUGGUGCCGCCAUGGGUCAGGCCGAGGAGUACGAGACCACUGUCCGCCAGCUGGAGGGCGAUUACGGCCCCGCGCGGGCGGGUCAGCACCAGACGCCACCGUUCGUGCACACCUUCUACGCGAACCACUACCACCUGUCCGAGGCCGGAGUGUGGUCGGCCGACCGCGUUCUGGCCGUGCUCUACUACAACAACCCGACAAUCACCUACAGUCCGGCACUCUACCCCGUUUGCUGUCUCCUGCUGCACUACAUGGAUGAGGUUGAUGCCUACAACGCGCUCAGCAUGAUGCUGCGUAACAAGAAACUGGGUUACCUUGUUCAAACCCGACGUGAUUUCGAGAUAUCGUGGAGGAUAGUGAUCAAGCUGUGCCGAAAACAUGCGAAGAGCAGCAUGCACUACCUGCACCAGCAGACACGUCACGGCGAGAACGUCGAGCACGUGCUGGCCGACUGGCUGGCCUGGAUCUUCUGCUUCCUGCCCUUCCCGCACGCCGUGAGGCUGAUGGACUGCUUCCUCAUGGAGGGCGAGAAGGUGCUGUACCGGGCCGCUAUGGGGCUGGUGCUGCUGCUGCACAAGAUGGCGAGCCGUCAGCUGGGUGACUGGGGCGCCAUGCUGCUGGAGAACUCGGUCCAGGACGUGAUGGAGAUCUUCUGCAGGAAGAUACCGGUCACGCCGGACAAGCUACUGAAGACGCUGUUCAACAUCCGCGGCUUCAGCAGGGACUCGCUGAGCUCGUCCUACACCCGAGUCAAGGCCCAGAUCAAGGCCGGCGGAGGGCGGCUUAACUUCCCCGAGCGCAGAUCGGUGAAGGCCGUGACGAAGGAGCACUCGCACCCGGGUCUGGGCAUGCCCAGCGUGAUGUCCCAGGAUGAGCUGGCCCGGUCGUCCAGCACCAUCGGCGUCAAGGAGCAUUCCGCAAAGUUCCCUCAACUGAAGGACCCAAACUUCGAGCUGAUAAAUUUCCAGGAACUGCUGCGGCUGUGGGAGAACCUGCCGGCGCGGUUCGCGCUCUACACGCCGCUACUGCUGUACACGUCGGACGAGCACGGCUUCUCGCUCAAGACGUUCUACCAGAAGGUGGCCACCUUCGAGCCCACUGUGCUGCUGCUGCGCUCGACGGAGGGCGCUGUGUUCGGCGCCUACUGCUCUACCACGUGGAACACGCGCAACCAGAUGCAGGAGGACGGCACCCGCUACACGUACUUCGGCACUGGCGAGACGUUCCUGUUCACGCUGCGGCCGCAGCUGAAGGUGUACCCGUGGGUGGGCAAGGUGAAGCAAGAGCAGGACCCGCAGCUGGCCGGCGUCAGCCACAGCCAGCAGUUGUUCAUGGCGGCCGACAACACGAUGCUGACGAUCGGCGGCGGCGGCGGCCAGGCGAUCUGGCUCGACGAGAACCUGAGUCGCGGCAAGACAGACGCCUGCGACACGUUCGGCAAUCCGCCCCUCACCGCCACCGGCAGCUUCGACGUCGCCUGCAUGGAGGCCUUCGGCUUCGCGCCGGCCUGAGGCGUCGCGGGGCGGCGGGGUGAGAUCGUCUGUGUCGGCGGAGCGAGAUCGUCGGAACCGACGGGGUGAGAUCGUCUGUGUCGGCGGAGCGAGAUCGUCGGAGCCGACGGGGCGCGAUCGUCUGUGUCGGCGGAGCGAGAUCGUCGAAGCCGACGGGGCGUGAUCGUCUGUGUCGGCGGAGCGAGAUCGUCGAAGCCGACAGGGCGCGAUCGUCUGUGUCGGCGUCGGCAGCGACUGGCGUGGCGAGUUGACCGCUGGUUGGCGGGCCGGCAGCUGCGCGGCGGGACAGAACCGGCGCUCCGCUUCUCGCCGGGGCGCUCACCCGGCUUGUCCCGGGCAGGGGCCGGCGCAAUCAGCUGCUGGGAGAGAGAGAAAGCGCAAACUGGCCCCGGACAGCCACCUGGCUGCAAGGUGAUUGCGUUGGGAACGGGGGGAGAACACCAGAUUUUGCAGCCUGCAAUCACGUGGUGAUUUAACACAAUCGUGCGAUGAGUUGAAGUUGCUGCUAGUUAAGUGGUGGUGAAUUUGUUUGACGAUUUUUGCACAUGCCGUAUCGUCAGAAGAAAAAAAAUCUGCCAAUUUAGAACCAUCGUCAGAUGUAGCUGUCAGAGGUUUUCAAUGCACAGUAUCGUUUUGAGGCUUGUAGAGCGCGUGCGUGCUUCACAAAAGUCACGUACUAACUGUAUCCAAACAUUCCAGGCCUCAAAGCAUUCGACCUGAGUGUGGACCAAGUGUCGAUGAGUGGGCAAUAAUCGAGUAUUACGACUUGCCGCCGUUGAGCAAUAAGGGAGUAUUGGCCUUUCUUUUGGUCCCUUGUGUCUUGCUGGCUUUGGUCACACUAAUAAUGUUUGUAUAUGUGUAACAAGCUGUCGGCGUCUGUUCGCCUCCGUGUCUGGCUGGUGCCAUAUGUCUGUCCACAUCUGGGUCCCGCUGUCGGUGUCUGUCCACGCGUGCCUCGCUGGUGCCAUGUGUCUGGCCAUGUCUGUGUCCCGCCAGCAGGGUCUGUCCGCACGCGUGUCUCGCUGGUGCCGUGCGUCUGUCCAUGUCUGGGUCCCGCCAGCAGCGUCUGUCCUCGUCUGGCUGGCAAUGUCGGCACCCCCGUCUGCUCCGUGCUGACAAUAGCUGGCCGCAUGUCGGGAGCGCGCACGUGCUAUGCACUCACCAGGGGGCGGCCCGUGACCGUCUAGGGACAAUCACCCAUGUCAAGAGACCGCGAGCUGUGAUGCAACGAACGGCG
Molecule: messenger RNA, 3922 nt
Organism: Pollicipes pollicipes
Lineage: Eukaryota; Metazoa; Arthropoda; Thecostraca; Pollicipedomorpha; Pollicipedidae
Product: GTPase-activating protein skywalker
Exons: 15
Coding region: 1-2685 (894 amino acids)
Source: RefSeq, a predicted model, not a curated record